UGUAAAUUCUAUUCUCAGCAAUAAGCCUGUUGUGCUGUAUCACUUUAUGGCGUCAUAAAACUAACUAACUAACUUUAAGCAGCAAGACAUUUGAUUUACGUAAUGUUUUGGGGGGGUUUUGCCACAGUUUAUUUUCCAGAACUCUGUUUUUAUUGUGACAGAGUUUUGAUCAGUGUAAAAUGUAGAAUGGUCAGGGGGGGAAUGCUUUGUUAUGAUCUAAUCCCAGAUUUGGUGUAGUCUGUAAGCUUGCACAUUUGAGGCAAAGAGCAUUUCACACUUUAUCUCCAAACAGGAUUACACAGUGUCAUGCUUUAAUCCAGCAGCAUGGCUCUCUUUAUUUCCUCAGCCAAUUCAGAAACUCCAGAGUCAUCCAUCUGGCCCUCUUAAUGCAAAGCUUUUAACCUUUGUGAGGUCCUGUAUUAAAUGAAAUGCACAGCUGUUCACUUCAUACACAUACAUGGCCUGAGCAUCUACCAUCAUCACCAUUACAUUUGGCUUUUUAAAGAUUCACAUCAGGAGAAUAGUGACAUAACCAGUUUUCAAUUAACAAAUCAUCCUUUUUGCUCCCUUGGUGUUUGUGCUAAGAAUACACAGCACAGUGUUUAAUGAAUGUGAACAGUGAGGGCUCCCAGGUGACCUGCUGCUGGCUGCUGUGGAGUGGUAAUGAAAAGGGCGGAUACUCUGGUGGAACUUGUCAGAGCUUCAGGUUCACCCAUUCAGUGGAGAAUCAUGAGUGGAGAAGCUUGUUAUGUGUUUUCAAGGAUAAAAAAAAAGAUUCAAACAUGUUGACUCUUUGAACCUGGAGAUGAGAGGCGAGCCCACGUCUGCAUGGGACUCUGGGAACAACACCAUCUUGGAGGAGUACACAGACAUCGCCUUUGUCGCUGCAAACUGCCUGAUCCUGUUGAUCACAUCUGUUGUCGGGGUCGCAGCAAAUAUUUUUGUCAUUCUUGCAGUUUAUCACAAAAAAUCCCUGCAAACGUGGAACAACGCGCUGGUGGUUAAUCUGGCAGUGAUAGACAUUCUGAGAUGCGCAAUAGACUGCCCGCUUCUUCUAACCAUUGUCAUCACGGUGCAUCAGAGAGGCCGCGUGAACGAGCUGAUCUGUGAUGCUCAGGUGGCCUCUUUCGCCUUCAGCUGCUGCAUCCAGCUGCUGACGCUGGCCUGUAUCAGCGCAGAGAGAUACCAGGCCAUUGCACAGCCCUUCAAAAUGAGCCAAAGAAGAAAGAGAAUUAUGGUUCUAAUACCUCUCACAUGGACUUUGGCUAUUCUGGUGGCUGGUUACUGUCUAACAUUGGUGAAGGACUCAGCUGUGCAUCUGAGAUGCAAAGGAUUACCCAGAGGAACCUCCUCCUCCUAUGACACCUUUGGACUUUACAUGUUGUUCCCACUUUGGGCAACUUGCUUUGCCGUUAUCAUUGGAUUCUAUGCACACAUUUUUUUCCUUCUCAGAUCACAUAACCGCAAAAUUUUUGAUAGUGGGACUUUUCGUGAUGACCAAAAAAAACAAACAGAGAAGAAGCGGAUUGAAGGAGAGACCACAACUGUUGGAAUUGUUGUGCAUGGAAAUCCUGUGCUAAGCCAGAACCUUGGCAAAAGUGUCGCUGAGAUUGAACUUGUGUCACAAGCUGAACCAAACCCAUCAAGUAAAGAGUCAAGUGCUGCUUUGCUGGCCUCAACAAGAGCUUCUCAGAGCAUCCCUGUCAGCCGAGAGAAUAAGGAAGAAUUAAAAAACACUCUUGAGAUAACUGACUUGGAUACAGAACAACCUCGACCCUCUGACAUGCAGGUAACAGCGCAGACUGAGGAGAAACCUUUUAACAUAGAGCGGCCAAACCCAAUGGACACAAAAGCUGAAGCAAAACCUUCAAGAAGUGAUGCUGUUACCGAUGUUAAGAGCUCAAUGACAAAACCUCAGAAAGUCUCAAACUAUUUGGAAACAGAAAAGCAGUCCAAAGAGCAAAUGAAAAUUGACAAAGCGGCCCCUGAAAUGAAAGAAACCUUGACAAACCUUUCUUCUCCUGCACAGGUAGAAAAUCCUAAAUCCUCUUCCAUUGUACCGAUUGAACAAAAACAACACAAAAAAAGCAACGGAGGAGAAACUCAGUCUGUGGUUACAGUAGAUCAAGUGUCCUCAUUGCCUCCAGUCUCCAUUAACGUCCCUGAAACAGACGCUGCGAAACAAAACCUGGAGAUGGAAGGUGCUGUUUGCAUGAUGCCGUCAAAAGCGAGAAAAGAGACAGUAAACAAAAAGAAGGAGAGUAAAAUGGCGAAGCGUGCCGGUUACAUAAUCAUAAGCUUCCUUUUAUUCUGGCUGCCAUUGAUCACAACCAUCCUGGUGAAUCUCAUUCACAAGCACAAGGACACACCGGUAAGUAUUUGAGAAGGGAAGAAUUCAACUUUUAUUCUUUGCAUUUUUCGGUUGAAAAAUGAUGGAAAAUCAAGUUUAGUUUGAAAUAGGUGAAUAACUGUGCUCUUAUGCUGCAUCAACAGGGCUUAAGACGAGCUUGCAGCUUACAAAAACAUUUUAAAGUCUCAGAAAUAUCAUGAUUUUAGGAUUUUUAUAAAAUGUUACCACCUUGAAGUUAGUUUGAGAGUCAAAUGCUAAUUACCUGUAUUUUUGCAAUACAUAAAUAGGUAUAACAAAUAUACAUAAAAAAUGUAUUUCUAUUAACAUCACAAAAAUGUUUAUGGUUUUUGAUAGUGAGUGUGUUGGUGCACAGCCAUUUUAUUUGUCUUUCUGAUUUUAUACGUACUUUAUGGUAGUUUGUAUUGUUUAUUUAUUUAUCCUCUGUAAAGCAGAUUUGCAUUAGUAUGAAAUGUGCUGUACACAUAAAAUUCAACUGAACGACCUGCAUAUCAGGUGACCACGCGAGAGGCCCCAAACCCCAUGUUGAGAACCUUAAUUCCAUAUAUUUGAACCCCAAUACAAAGUCUACCUUCUGUUUAAACAACAAAAACGUGAAUUUUCCCUUUAUUUUUCCAGAUUAUAAUCAUCCAGCAUGUGGAGAUUCUGUCCGUGUCUGUUUCCUGCAUCACAUCGCUGAGUGACCCGAUAAUCUACGCUGCAGUAAACCCUCAGUUCCGCACAGAGUUCUACAGGAUUAAAAACAGGGUUAAAUCCAUAUUCAAUAAGAAAUGAUCAUAUCUUCACUGCUGUCUACCUCUGAGCUGCACCAGACCAAAUGACCAGAUUCAAUAUUCACUGCAUUCAAUAUUCAUUAGAUGGUUCACAUUUGUCCAGUCUUGUUCAAAUAUUAACUCAAUUGAACCCCAGACGUCGACAUGUGAAUUUUUAUUUGGAUAAAGGAGGCCCAUUAUUUUAUAUGCCACUGUGAUAUCUUCGAUUUAAUGCUGGCUGACUUCUCAGCAGUUUCUAAAUACUGCAGAGCAGAGGCGCUGCAUGCUGAGAGAAGCAGCCGGAGACAAGGCAAAGAGCUCAGCAGGAGGAUGGUCUUCAUCAACAAUCAUGUGUGUGUCUCCAGAGACCCUGCACUCAGGCCCCACCGCUGGGCUGGUCAGGUCCUCACAUGUCCUCCUGUAGCACCUCAUUAUUAUCCCAUCCUCCUAUCAGUGAUCUGAAAAAAAACAACAUAAUGAAAUCCCCCUAACUGUGUUCUAGUAAAAAAAGAAAAGACAUGGCUCGUUUUAAGGAUGUUUGAGUAGAGCUACAGUAUUUAUUCUAUCCACUGCACCAAAUGCACAAUGUGUGUGAUUAUUUCUCCCUCUUCCUCACCCCUUAUAUAUGUUCUCCAUGACAAUGUUUGUAUUUCAUUAAAAGCAAAGUGUUUACAUCAUAACAUACCAGCCUCCGGUGUCCUACCAUAAAUCUUUUUUUUUUUUUUUUUUUUU
Molecule: messenger RNA, 3852 nt
Organism: Labrus mixtus (cuckoo wrasse)
Lineage: Eukaryota; Metazoa; Chordata; Actinopteri; Labriformes; Labridae
Exons: 1
Coding region: 806-2383 (525 amino acids)
Biological process (GO): adenylate cyclase-activating adrenergic receptor signaling pathway
Cellular component (GO): membrane
Molecular function (GO): G protein-coupled receptor activity
Source: RefSeq, a predicted model, not a curated record